Sinocyclocheilus grahami is the source of this 1995-nucleotide messenger RNA. RefSeq names its product cell cycle progression protein 1-like. The transcript is spliced from 8 exons. Lineage: Eukaryota; Metazoa; Chordata; Actinopteri; Cypriniformes; Cyprinidae. The coding region runs from base 134 to 1912 and encodes 592 amino acids. The record is from RefSeq and is a predicted model, not a curated record. Gene Ontology annotation, cellular component: membrane.
GCAGCCGCCGCCGUGUUGUUGUCCGUGUAGCGCACUGUUGAUGUUUUGGCUCAGUUGGAGAGGUUUACGCAGAGGACGUUUGCCUUCUUCUUUUCUUUCGCUGAGGUUUACCUCUAAAACAGCUGGCUGAGAGAUGUCCGACAGCUCCAGUGACACGGAGUCGUCCUGCGGAUGGACAGUCAUUAGUAAUGAGGGUUCGGAUAUUGAAAAUCUGGGGCCGGAUUACGCCGGAGAGUGUGAGGAUGGAGCGGUUAGCCACGCUCUGGACGUACCUGAUGCCAAGCAGGGUGAGGAGAGUUUGGGAGAGUCUUCACUAGACCUCACACUGAGAGAGGAGGCGGAACCGGCCCAAGAGGCGGGUGGAGAAGAACAUGUGACCCUUUGCUCCUCCAGUGAGAACUCUGACAUCAUCACCCUGGCGGACUCUCAGGAGGCGGAGAUUGACGCGUGGGAGGAGCCUGUUGCUAAGGAGGCGGAGGAGGAAGCAGGAAGUGAGGAGCUCUAUCUCGGAAGCUCGUCGAGCAGCCAGUACACGUUUAGAGAGUCCGAGACAAUGUUCCCAGCGGAUCAGCCUGUGCAGCGAGACGGCGGUAACAGUAGCAGUGAGGAUGAGGAGGGUGAGGUGAAGGCCAGUCCUGUGUUGAGGAGACGCAGAGUGAGGAGGAGCACCGCCGGCUCAGAGCCUGGAGACCCGCAGGAGCCCCACAGGAGACAGGAGGAGGCUGUUGAGGGGGUAGCAGUCUAUCCGGAUGGCCUCGCUGCUCGUCAGGAUCAGGGUCCCGUCAGCAGCACCCUGAACAGAUGCAUCCUGCUAGCGCUGCUCAUCGCCAUCAGCAUGGGCUUCGGGCACUUCUACGGUGACCUUUUCCCCAUAUCUCACACGCUUUUGGGACUGAAUUUUGCUGAUAAAAAAGAGCUCGAUAAAGAGCGCAUGGUGACCGACAAGCUCAAGGAGGAACUGGAGGAAAUAAGAAAAGAGGAGGACGUCGAGGGCAAGACGGAUCCCGAGACCGAAGAACUGCAGGCGCGACUUCAGGAGCUCGAGAACAAGCUGAAGUUCGAGCAGCAGCGCUCCGAUCUUUGGGAGAGACUGUACGUGGAGUCGAAGGAGGAGAGAGCGAAGGGCGACAGGGACGUCAAGACCAAGAUUCCCAAGGAUGGGAUGCUGGGAAAAGUGAAGGAAACCUUAGACGCUGUGAAGAACUCCACGAAGGAGUUUGUGCACCAUCACAAGGAGCAGAUCAAGAAAGCCAAAGAGGCGGUUAAGGAAAACCUCCGGAAGUUUUCAGACUCCGUUAAAUCGACGUUCAGGCAUUUUAAAGACUCCGCCUCGAAUGUCUUCAGCCAUGAAAAGAGGUUUCACGACGCCAAACCCGAGCAUCACACGUUUAAGCAGGAGCAAGGAAACAAGCGUGCCGAAGACUGGCAGCCGCAGAAACCUUUACACCGACAUCCUCGCAAAUCAACCAGCGACUCCGUUCACGCUGAUCGCAACACGCGCAAACCCGGCGCUCAGAGAGACCACAGCACCAUGGGACAGAAAACGCCGCCCAAAGGCUGUUCUGGAGUGUUCGACUGCGCCUAUCAGGAGUCCAUGAGUCUGUUUAACAAGGCCAUGGAUCCCAUCCGCGCCGAUGAGUUUAACGAGCUCCUGCGCAGCUAUUUGCAGAAAGAAGUCGGACAUUUCCACCACUGGAGGGAGCUGGAGAGCUUCAUCGAUAAUUUCUUCUAUAACGGCGUCUUCAUCCACGACCAGAUGCUGUUUACGGACUUUGUCAGCGGCGUUGAGGAUUACCUCGAGGAAAUAGACGAAUAUCACAGCCUCAGCGACGACGUGUUUGAGGAUCUGGACGACUACAUAUACCGCCACAUAUUUGGAGAUACGUAUCUAAAAUACUUUGGGCCGAGGUAAGCUGUUUUGUGAUGUCAAAAUAAUCUUAUUCAGAGAUCCAGAUAGUGAAAUUAUAAUCUAAAGGCUUGUUCACACCGGGACGA